Messenger RNA from Podarcis lilfordi (Lilford's wall lizard), 3508 nucleotides. NCBI's taxonomy places the organism in Eukaryota, Metazoa, Chordata, Lepidosauria, Squamata, Lacertidae. The record is from the annotation of a GenBank genome assembly.
GGAGCAGGGAUGUCUCUGGAUGUCUGACACACAGAAGGUCUGAAUGACAUAGAUUUCUGGGGCUAGCCAUAUUUGGGUUUUUGGUGUUCUGAACAGCAAAUAACAGGACUGGCCCUACCAUUAGGCAGAGUGAGGUAAGUGUUUUGGAUGGCAAAUACUGGGAGGGAGUGGGGGGCACCCCACAUUUGUUUCUCCUCAGCCUCCUCAUACCCUUCUGUUGGAGCUGUGUUUGCCAUUUGGUCUGUCCUGAGCCCCCAGAACUAGCCUGUUGCCCUCAGGUACAGUGCAGGAUACUAACCCAUUGCCCGUACUGAAAUAAGACUUAAUCACUAGUCCAGCUGACUUCCAAACAUGGAAUGUGGGGUGUAUAUUCUUGGCCUUGGCUCCAGGCAGCAAAAUGUAUUGAGCCAGAGUUCCUGGGGCUGAUGAGCAGCAUGGGAGCAAUAAGGUAAAGGUAAAGGGACCCCUGACCAUUAGGUCCAGUCGUGACCGACUCCGGGGUUGCGGCGCUCAUCUUGCUUUAUUGGCCGAGGGAGCUGGCAUACAGCUUCCGGGUCAUGUGGCCAGCAAAAAAGAUUCCCUAGCACUCAGCACAAAGGGAUACUGAACUCUGCAAAGCCCUAAAGGACCUACCCAGAAGUAGGAUGUCAAGGGGUUGUGUAGGAAGGAGGGCUGGAAUAUAGUUUGCAGGAUGAGGUGGAAGGCUAAGGAUGAGAGCAGCCAGAAGAUAUCCUUGAGGAGGACAUCUAGGCCCCCCAAUGGAUCAGGUGAUUCCCUUUUGAAUCCUUGGGAUGUGCAGAUUCCUUAGAAUGUCAGUCACUGAGGGUGUGGCGUUGCACACAGGGGCAAAUGGUGCCCUUAUCGAUUAGCUGAUCCCGUCAUCUUUCCCUUGGGACAGCACUGCCACAUGUCUGAGUGUUCUCCAAGAUGUAAAUUUAGGGGCUUCCUGAAAGGGUUCCAAGAAUAGCUGACACAUGCAGGAUUAAUCUGACCCGUGGAUCUUCUCUUCGCUUUGCAGAUGUGGGCAAAUGGCACGUACCCCCUAGGCGAGGCCUUCCCUAACCAUUCAGCCUCUUUGCAGUGUGCUGCUGAAGCCCAGUUCCAGCACCUGCUCCUGCCCAUCACAUACAGCCUGGUUUGCGCCCUGAGCUUGGCCUCCAACACUGUAGCCUUGUGGAGCAGCUGGGCCACCCGGGCCCAGGCACCCCCGAUCAUGAUUUUCACCUACAACCUCAUCGUCAUUGACCUGCUGUUUGCCCUGUCGCUGCCAUUACAGGCUGUGUACCAUGCCAGGCGCAAUGACUGGCCCUUUGGUGAAGGCCUGUGCAAGGCCACCAACGCCCUCUUUCUGGCCAACAUGUUCAGCUGCACGCUUUUCCUGGCCUGCAUUUGCCUGGAGCGCUACCUGGCCGUCAUCCACCCCAUCCUCUACCUGCGCCUGCGGUGGCCCCUCUACCGUGUGCUGAUCUCUAUGGCUAUCUGGUCCGUGGUAGGGAUUGGGCUGCUGACCCUGUUCUCCAAGAGCACCGUGACCCAUCGCUUCCCCAACGGGAAUACAGCCUGCAUGGAGCACUUCCCAGCUCGUGUCUGGAGCGGAGGCCUGGCCGCCAUGGUUUUGGCCUCCUCAGUGCUGGGCUUCUUCCUGCCUUUCCUCACCAUCAUCAUCUGCUCCGUCGUGAUUGCCCGGCGCAUCGUGAACCUGAGACGUGGCUCAGGCCAAGGUUCUUUGCUGCGGAGGAACCCGCUGCAUACCCUCCUGAUGGUGACCACCCUGCUCACCGUCUGCUUCCUGCCCUUCCAUAUCAUCCACAUUCUGCACACACUAGGCCGGAUUGGGGUUCUGCCUGCUCCGCAGCUGCUGCGCUUCACUUGUUCAGCCCAGCGGGCUGCCAUGGCCCUGGCUAGCAUCAACAGUGCUCUUGACCCUCUGGUUUACUACUUCAACAUGAAGCCUGCCAGCUGGAGGCUGCCCUGCUGUGGCGCAAGCAGCCAGAACCUCGUGGAUUCAGGCAAUCUUGCAGUAGAGGGCCUCAGGAGCAUGAGCUAACUGGAGGUCCUACCUAGGAUCCACAGCAUUGUCCGACUUCUUGUGGAGUGCUCAACACCAGCACCAUCAGAUGAUAUUGCCCAUUGCCUUUUGAACUACUAGAAUGGCCUCCUGGUUUGAAUAAGGCAAAAGGAUAAAAUAAUCUUAAUGACAAGACACCCUAAGCUGGUUGAAGGGUUUUUUUUGGGGGGGGGGGGUUCAGUGGUAGAUGGUAUGCCUGUAAUUUGGAUGUGGCUGUUCCAAGCCAAGUUAUGGGGGAAUGAGAAUAUUAGCAGAGUUCAAAGACUGAAUCAGGUUUGUAACCAGAGAGACAAUCCAAAGGCAAUGGAAGCAGGAACAGCUCUAGAAAGAAGUGCAAGAAGACUGGGAGCCCAGACAGUGGUGUGAUUUGGGAAGCAACGCAGAAGUGUGCUUGUUGAAGAGAUAAAGGGUAAAAGAGGUGUUUGGCAGGCAGGAAUCAGAAAUCAGGGAAAUUAUUAUUAUUAUUAUUAUUAUUAUUAUUAUUAUUAUUAUUACUUAUACCCUGCCCACUCUGGGCGGCUCCUAACAGAAUAUUAAAAACACGAUAAAACAUCAAACAUCAAUAACUUCCCUAAACAGGGCUGCCUUCAGAUGAAACAGCAUGUAAUGGAGUUCAUCAGGUCCUUGCAAUAUUUGUUUGGCUAAGUGGGAUAAAUUCCUGCUCAAAAUCAGGAGGACCUGAGGUAGAGAUAGGUAAGUCCUUCCGAGGCUGGUCUGGAAAUUAUAUUGAGGUACAAUUUGCUGGAUGUCCACUGGGACAUGAAGAACUUUAGUGCAAACCUUAAUCCCUGGGCACUGCUGUACAUAUGUGGUACAUUCAGAGAAGCUGGGAGCCAUAGGAAGUCACUCACCCCACGGUUCCCAGCUUUCCUUGACACACUGUAAACAAGUAGCAACAGCUCAGCUCUCAGAAACCACUGUGGUAUACCUAGUCCAAAUGGAACCAUCCACCUCUGCAACCUAUAGGGCUUUUCCUGCCUGUGUUAAAACUCCCAAGUUAGAAAACUUCUAAGUUUUCUAUGUGAUUACUGUGCAUGGAUCUACAGCACUAUGUUUUGGCAAAAGUUACUUAGGCUGUGAUCCUGAAUUCACUGAAGAGUAAGCCCCAUUGAAAUUAAUGGAUUUAGUUUUUGGUAGACAGUUUUAAUGUACCAUUGGGGUAGGAAUUGGGGAUUGAGCAAAUGAACCUGAUGACUGGAUGUUUCUUGAAUCAACAGUUCACCUGCAGGUCUGUUAUGAGUAGGGGUUGGCAGAUUUUGUGUAAGUAUGAGAAACAGCAGAUUUGAAGCUGGGGUUACAGAGACAGAGGGCGUCAUGGCCUGGCAAACACCAGAAACUCUCUGAUGUGGAUGGGGAAACUUCUUCCUUAUAUGAGUGCCUGUUUGUCUCCACUUAUGCACCACUUUUGUAUUAGUAAAUAAAGCAAAUAUUACAAAGACA